Molecule: messenger RNA, 2313 nt
Organism: Symbiodinium sp. CCMP2456
Lineage: Eukaryota; Dinophyceae; Suessiales; Symbiodiniaceae
Source: the annotation of a GenBank genome assembly
AUGGAUCAGAUGGAUGCAUCGCUUGCACACCUGGCCAUGAAGCUAGCCAAUUUCGGUGCAGAAGUGCCAGCGCGAUUCCCUGGUCUUCUGCAUAGCGGCUGGGCUACUUUUGUCAGUUUCUGGAAGACAGAGGUUCCGGCUCUCCUGAAGUUGUUGGCAUCUUCUCUGGCGAAGGCAAAGCUGCCCGUGAGCUGGAAGAAUGCGCAAGACUUCACCAUGAGCGACUGGUUAGAUGCAGCGCCUAUCCUGGCGGCACUGGUUGCGGCUUCACUUACACCUCUAGCUCUCCUGAAAGGCAGUGGUCGAAAGCAAGGAAUGGACUGGAGCACCUCCUGGUGGAUCACCAGGGAUCUCCUGAUCAGAGGUAUGGGGCUUUGCUACUUCUGCGGUUUCAUGGUCUCCGCCGUUCAGCAUCGAGCUUUGUGGGGCUCGCUCGGGCUGAUGCCUGUGACAAGGCACCGGCGGCGACCUGCACCUAUUUUCGAUUUGUUUGAUGAGCUGGGCUUCGGUUUUGGCGACUGGCAGUUGGAGUUGGUGAGCUGGCUCGGUGUUGCCUUCUCCGUGCAGCUGAUGCUUGGACAGCUGCAGAGUUUGUUCGUGCCGUUGUUCCUCUGGGCUGCAUACCUCUCCAUUGUCAACUUGCAGGCGGCUUUUACCUUCAACUAUGGCUGGGAAUGGCUCACUUGCGAGGUAGGUUUCCUUGUCAUCUUCCUAUGCCCUGUCCUUGACCGACGUCUAAGCACGUGGACACCACCAUCCAGGUUGGUCCUUUGGACGGUACGGUGGUGUGCCUUCCGCCUGCUUUUGGGUGCAGGAAUGUCCAAGGUGGGCCGCAACUCAAGUGCUUGCUGGCGGGAGCUCAGCUGCACAGAGACGCACUACUUCACGCAGCCCAUCCCGAAUCCUUUGUCUUGGUUCAUGCAUCACUUGCCCAAGAGCUUUCACAAGAUGGAGGUCGGUUUGACAUUUGUGGAGCAGCUUGUGCUGCCCUUCGCGAUGUUGGUGCCUCUUCGAAUCUUCCGACUCACAGCCGCCGUUCUGGAGGUUGGCUUUCAGAUGGGCAUUGUGGGCACUGGGAACUAUGCAUGGAUCAACUUUAUCGGUGCCUUGCCUUGCGUGGCGAUGGUUGAUGAUGGUUUCCUGCUUGGCUUGACGCCGUGGCCUUGGCGGCAGAGGCUGCAGCAAGCUGUGGAGGAGGCAUCGGAGCGCGCGGAUCUGUCUGCAGAUCCGCGUCUGGUUCGGCGCACACUCCGCCGCGGCUAUCUGGGGAUGCGAUCUCUCGCCAACCUGCUUCUGGUCAUGGUCAUGGUUUACAAGUCCAAAGAUCCCAUCAAGGAACUCUUUGGUCCUGCACCCUGGAUCAACAGCUACGACGACUGGUUUCUCAUGAAUUCGCAGGGCGUCUUUGGUUUCAUCAACAAGCACCGAGUUCAAAUUGUCUUAAAGUACACUCAUGAUCCUGCACCCGGCGGUCCUCAGGCCGUUUGGAAGCCCUUGGACUUCAAGUGCCUUCCUGGCACCAUCGAUCAGAGACCUUGCCUCAUGUCCCCUUAUCACUACCGUCUGGAUUGGGAGACGUGGAUUCGUGUUACGGCCUCAUUGGAGCAGCUCUGGACCCAGAAGGCGCCGGCGGAAGCUUACCAUCAGCACCUUCCGGAUUUUAUUCAGGUGCUGGUAAUAAAGGUUUUGAACGGUGACGAAGAUGCUGCAGGGCUUCUGGGCGUUCCGAUCCAGGAUCUAUAUCAGGACGGAGCACCACCAACAGCAGUGUCGAUUGACUUCGCCUCCUACACCUUCACCAGCCGGAGCAAUAGCACGAAGUGGUGGCGUGCCAAGCCCGUUGCAGCCAACUCCUUUCGAGCCUAUGGCAAAGAAUCCGUUCCAAAGCUUCGAGAAGAUGAGGUGCGCAAGUCACCUCGGUGGCGGCAUUGGAUUCUGGGAGUUAGCGUGGUGUCGUCGCUGAUGUUGCUGGAAUUGGGCGUUCUUCAAGGCCUCGCUCGUGGGUGGAAUCUUCUUGGCGGCUCCGCAGCGUUCAUGCUGGUCUUUGCAGUGGUGCUGGCUUCAGACUACCCGCCAGCCUUCACCUCCCUCUGCAUGGUCUCCCAGCUGCUGCAUCCUUUAGUCGCAGACGGACUUGGCGUGGCAUCAAGCCAAAGACUUGCUUAUGCUCUCGCCUUCCGCAUUUCAGCAGGCGCUGCUGGUCUGAACGUUUGUCUCGCCUGGCAUCGACGCCACGCGCGCCUUGCAGCUGUUCUCCUGCUGGCUGUUGCAUGGAUCACCACAAGGAUAGCGGAGCCAACAGCCACGGCAUGA